AUGCCAUCCUUCCUGGAAGUCUCACAUUUGGGUAUGGGCUGGCCAGGCCGCAUUCCACCCCUCAAGACAGACUAUUGGCACAUCCAAGACCUGCUCUUCUACACAUUGCUGUUAUAUCCUGUUAGUGUUCCCGAAAUUGAUGAGUGUUCUGCAGGAAUCGCUGCUUGUGAGCAAAUUUGCAUCGAUACUCUAGUUAGUUUUAACUGCUCAUGUAAUGCAGGUUACAGAAUUAACCAACAAAAUCCUUAUCGAUGUGAUGAUAUCAAUGAAUGCGAUACACCUUCUCUCAACAAUUGUACAAGCAAUUCUCUUUGUAUAAACACAAAUGGCUCUUAUUCCUGUGAGUGCCUCCCAGGAUAUUCUGGCCUCAACUGUACAGAUGAAAUAAAGACAACAAUGGCACAGACAUCUGCAAAGUAUAAUAUUUCAGUAGCAACAUCAUUUCCUCUCUCUUUUCAAUCUGCUGGUGGAUCAACAUCUCGUGUGAAUACUACAGAUUCCAGUUCAGUUCCUACAAAUGAAAUCACAAGCAACAAAACUGUGGAAUCACCCACAGCACCAGCUACUGAAACAACAACAGUAUAUCUUAAUACCACUAUGAUUGCAGCUGGCACAACAUCCAGCGCAAGAGAAGAUGUUCAUUCAACCCAGGGCUCACAUUCCAGUACUACAUCUUCUAGCAAUGACAGUGUGACAACAGCAUUAAGUACCACUGAAAGUAUGACUAUAAAUACUGCUGAAAGUGUCCCUUCUUCCAUAAUUACUGAAAUGUCUACUGAAUUACAUUCUAUACCUUCUGAGACUACAUCAAAUGAACCAUCUGCUUCUUCACACCUAACAUCACCAAAGGUAACAAUAAAAGAAACAUUGAGUACAAAAAUUAUUUCAGAUUCAGAAACAACAAGCAGAUCUGGGAUAUCAACCUCUGAAUAUCAAACAAACUUUGACUUUACAGCUACAAAAACAUUGACUACAUUAUCUACAUUUACAUCAGAAUCUGGCAUGUCUUUAUCCUCAUCUACUGAAGCAUCCAGUACCUCCACUACUGUAUCCACACUGGAACCCAGACCAACUCCCAUAUAUACCUCAGAUUUCAGCAGUAUAUCUCCUUCCUCAUCUACUGAGAAAAUCACUACUUAUGAGUCAUCAUCCAAAUUGCAAACAACUAUGUUGACUGAAAAAACUGCUGAAAGUGAAAGUUCCCCUGCUUCUCUAACAACUGAACAGUCUACUGAAUUACAUUCUAUCCCAUCUGAGACUACCUCAAACGAACCAUCUGAUUUUUCACGUCAAACGUCGCCAAAGGAAACAAUAAUGCAAACAUUGAGUACAGAUAUGAUUUCAGCUUCAGAAGCAACAAGCAGGUCUGAGCUAUCAACCUCUGAAUAUCAAAAAAUCUUUGACAUUACAUCUAUAAAAACAUUGACUACUUUAACUAAAUUUACAUCAGAACCCAGCAUGUCUUUUGCCUCAUCUACUGACACCUCCAGUACCUCUACUGUGGAUACAAUAUCCACAUUGGAACCCAGACCAACUCCGAUAUAUACGUCAGAUUUCAGCAGCAUAUCCCCUUCCUCAUCUACUGACGCUUCCAGUACCUCUACUACUGUAUCCACACUGGAACCCAGACCAACUCCCAUAUAUACGUCAGAUUUCAGCAGCAUAUCCCCUUCCUCAUCUUCUGAGAAAAUCACUACUUUCGAGUCAUCAUCCAAAUUGCAAACAACUAUGUUGACUGAAAAAACUUCUGAAAGUGAAAGUUCCCCUGCUUCUCUAACAACUGAACAGUCUACUGAAUUACAUUCUAUCCCAUCUGAGACUACCUCAAACGAACCAUCUGAUGUUUCACAUUUAACAUCACUAGAGGGGACAAAAAGGGAAACAUUGAGUACAAAUAUGAUUUCACCUUCAGAAGCAACAAGCAGGUCUGGGCAAUCAACCUCAGAAUAUCAAACGACCUUUGACUUUACAUCUACAAAACCAAUGACUACAUUAUCUACAUUUACAUCAGAACCCGGCAUGUCUUUAGCCUCAUCUACUGAAACCUCCAGUACCUCUACUAUUGUAUCCACAUUGGAACCCAGACCAACUCCCAUAUAUACCUCAGAUUUCAGCAGCAUAUCCCCUUCUUCAUCUACUGAGAAAAUCACUACUUUCGAGUCAUCAUCCAAAUUGCAAACAACUAUAUUGACUGAAAAAACUGUUGAAAGUGAAAGUUCCCCUGCUUCUCUAACAACUGAACAGUCUACUGAAUUACAUUCUAUCCCAUCUGAGACUACCUCAAAUGAACCAUCUGAUUUUUCACGUCUAACGUCGCCAAAGGAAACAAUAAUGGAAACAUUGAGUACAGAUAUGAUUUCAGCUUCAGAAGCAACAAGCAGGUCUGAGCUAUCAACCUCUGAAUAUCAAAAAAUCUUUGACAUUACAUCUAUAAAAACAUUGACUACUUUAACUAAAUUUACAUCAGAACCCAGCAUGUCUUUUGCCUCAUCUACUGACACCUCCAGUACCUCUACUGUGGAUACAAUAUCCACAUUGGAACCCAGACCAACUCCGAUAUAUACGUCAGAUUUCAGCAGCAUAUCCCCUUCCUCAUCUACUGACGCUUCCAGUACCUCUACUACUGUAUCCACACUGGAACCCAGACCAACUCCCAUAUAUACGUCAGAUUUCAGCAGCAUAUCCCCUUCCUCAUCUUCUGAGAAAAUCACUACUUUCGAGUCAUCAUCCAAAUUGCAAACAACUAUGUUGACUGAAAAAACUUCUGAAAGUGAAAGUUCCCCUGCUUCUCUAACAACUGAACAGUCUACUGAAUUACAUUCUAUCCCAUCUGAGACUACCUCAAACGAACCAUCUGAUGUUUCACAUUUAACAUCACUAGAGGGGACAAAAAGGGAAACAUUGAGUACAAAUAUGAUUUCACCUUCAGAAGCAACAAGCAGGUCUGGGCAAUCAACCUCAGAAUAUCAAACGACCUUUGACUUUACAUCUACAAAACCAAUGACUACAUUAUCUACAUUUACAUCAGAACCCGGCAUGUCUUUAGCCUCAUCUACUGAAACCUCCAGUACCUCUACUAUUGUAUCCACAUUGGAACCCAGACCAACUCCCAUAUAUACCUCAGAUUUCAGCAGCAUAUCCCCUUCUUCAUCUACUGAGAAAAUCACUACUUUCGAGUCAUCAUCCAAAUUGCAAACAACUAUAUUGACUGAAAAAACUGUUGAAAGUGAAAGUUCCCCUGCUUCUCUAACAACUGAACAGUCUACUGAAUUACAUUCUAUCCCAUCUGAGACUACCUCAAAUGAACCAUCUGAUUUUUCACGUCUAACGUCGCCAAAGGAAACAAUAAUGGAAACAUUGAGUACAGAUAUGAUUUCACCUUCAGAAUCAACAAGCAGGUCUGAGCAAUUAACCUCUGAAUAUCAAACGACCUUUGACUUUACAUCUACAAAACCAAUGACUACAUUAUCUACAUUUACAUCAGAACCCGGCAUGUCUUUAGCUUUAUCUACUGAAACCUCCAGUACCUCUACUAUUGUAUCCACAUUGGAACCCAGACCAACUCCCAUAUAUACCUCAGAUUUCAGCAGCAUAUCCCCUUCCUCAUCUAUUGAGAAAAUCACUACUUUCGAGUCAUCAUCCAAAUUGCAAACAACUAUGUUGACUGAAAAAACUUCUGAAAGUGAAAGUUCCCCUGCUUCUCUAACAACUGAACAGUCUACUGAAUUACAAUCUAUAGCAUCUGAGACUACCUCAAACGAACCAUCUGAUGUUUCACAUUUAACAUCACCAAAGGGAACAAAAAUGGAAACAUUGAGUACAAAUAUGAUUUCACCUUCACAAUCAACAAGCAGGUCUGAGCAAUCUACCUCUGAAUAUCAAACGACCUUUGACUUUACAUCUACAAAACCAAUGACUACAUUAUCUACAUUUACAUCAGAACCUGCCAUGUCUUUAGUCUCAUCUACUGAAACCUCCAGUACCUCUACUAUUGUAUCCACAUUGGAACCCAGACAAACUCCCAUAUAUACCUCAGAUUUCAGCAGCAUAUCCCCUUCCUCAUCUACUGAGAAAAUCACUACUUUCGAGUCAUCAUCCAAAUUGCAAACAACUAUGUUGACUGAAAAAACUUCAGAAAGUGAAAGUUCCUCUGCUUCUCUAACAACGGAACAAUCUACUGAAUUACAUUCUAUCCCAUCUGAGACUACCUCAAAUGAACCAUCUGAUUUUUCACACCUAACAUCACCAAAGGAAACAAUAAUGGAAACAUUGAGUACAGAUAUGAUUUCACCUUCAGAGUCAACAAGCAAGUCUGAGCAAUCAACCUCUGAAUAUCAAACGACCUUUGACUUUACAUCUACAAAACCAAUGACUACAUUAUCUACAUUUACAUCAGAACCCGGCAUGUCUUUAGCCUCAUCUACUGACACCUCCAGUACCUCUACUAUUGUAUCCACAUUGGAACCCAGACCAACUCCCAUGUAUACCUCAGAUUUCAGCAGCAUAUCCCCUUCCUCAUCUACUGAGAAAAUCACUACUUUCGAGUCAUCAUCCAAAUUGCAAACAACUAUGUUGACUGAAAAAACUUCUGAAAGUGAAAGUUCCCCUGCUUCUCUAACAACUGAACAGUCUACUGAAUUACAUUCUAUCCCAUCUGAGACUACCUCAAACGAACCAUCUGAUGUUUCACAUUUAACAUCACCAGAGGGGACAAAAAUGGAAACAUUGAGUACAAAUAUGAUUUCACCUUCAGAAGCAACAAGCAGGUCUGGGCAAUCAACCUCUGAAUAUCAAACGACCUUUGACUUUACAAAACCAAUGACUACAUUAUCUACAUUUUCAUCAGAACCCGGUAUGUCUUUAGUCUCAUCUACUAACACUUCCAGUACCUCUACUACUGUAUCCACACUGGAACCCAGACCAACUCCCAUAUAUACGUCAGAUUUCAGCAGCAUAUCCCCUUCCUCAUCUACUGAGAAAAUCACUACUUUCGAGUCAUCAUCCAAAUUGCAAACAACUAUGUUGACUGAAAAAACUUCUGAAAGUGAAAGUUCCCCUGCUUCUCUAACAACUGAACAGUCUACUGAAUUACAUUCUAUCCUAUCUGAGACUACCUCAAACGAACCAUCUGAUGUUUCACAUUUAACAUCACCAAAUGGAACAAAAAUGGAAACAUUGAGUACAAAUAUGAUUUCACCUUCUGAAUCAACAAGCAGGUCUGGGCAAUCAACCUCUGAAUAUCAAACAACCUUUGACUUUACAUCUACAAAACCAAUGACUUCCAUAUCUACAUUUUCAUCAGAACCCGGCAUGUCUUUAGUCUCAUCUACUGAUGCUUCCAGUACCUCCACUACUGUAUCCACACUGGAACCCAGACCAACUCCCAUAUAUACGUCAGAUUUCAGCAGCAUAUCCCCUUCCUCAUCUACUGAGAAAAUCACUACUUAUGAGUCAUCAUCCAAAUUGCAAACAACUAUGUUGACUGAAAAAACUGCUGAAAGUGAAACUUCCCCUGCUUCUCUAACAACUGAACAGUCUACUGAAUUACAUUCUAUACCAUCUGAGACUACCUCAAAUGAACCAUCUGAUUUUUCACGUCAAACGUCCCCAAAGGAAACAAUAAUGGAAACAUUGAGUACAAAUAUGAUUUCAGCUUCAGAAGCAACAAGCAGGUCUGAGCUAUCGACCUCUGAAUUUCAAAAAACCUUUGACAUUACAUCUAUAAAACCAUUGACUACUUUAUCUAAAUUUAUAUCAGAACCCAGCAUGUCUUUAGCCUCAUCUACUGACACUUCCAGUAUCUCUACUAUUGUAUCCACAUUGGAACCCAGACCAACUCCUAUAUAUACCUCAGAUUUCAGCAGCAUAUCCCCUUCCUCAUCUACUGAGAAAAUCACUACUUAUGAGUCAUCAUCCAAAAUGCAAACAACUAUGUUGACUGAAAAAACUUCUGAAAGUGAAAGUUCCCCUGCUUCUCUAACAACUGAACAGUCUACUGAAUUACAUUCUAUCCCAUCUGAGACUACCUCAAACGAACCAUCUGAUUUUUCACGCCUAACAUCACCAAAGGAAACAAUAAUGGAAACAUUGAGUACAGAUAUGAUUUCAGCUUCAGAAGCAACAAGCAGGUCUGAGCUAUCGACCUCUGAAUAUCAAACAACCUUCGAUAUUACAUCUACAAAAACAUUUACCACGUUAUCUACAUUUACAUCAGAACCCAGUAUGUCUUUAGCCUCAUCUACUGACACCUCUAGUACCUCUACUACUAUAUCCACAUUGGAACCCAGACCAACUCCUAUAUAUACCUCAGAUUUCAGCAGCAUAUCCCCUUCCUCAUCUACUGAGAAAAUCACAACUUAUGAGUCAUCAUCCAAAAUGCAAACAACUAUGUUGACUGAAAAAACUUCUGAAAGUGAAAGUUCCCCUGCUUCUCUAACAACUGAACAGUCUACUGAAUUACAUUCUAUCCCAUCUGAGACUACCUCAAACGAACCAUCUGAUUUUUCACGCCUAACGUCACCAAAGGAAACAAUAAUGGAAACAUUGAGUACAGAUAUGAUUUCAGCUUCAGAAGCAACAAGCAGGUCUGAGCUAUCGACCUCUGAAUAUCAAACAACCUUCGAUAUUACAUCUACAAAACCAUUUACCACAUUAUCUACAUUUACAUCAGAACCCAGCAUGUCUUUAGCCUCAUCUACUGACACCUCCAGUACCUCUACUAUUGUAUCCACAUUGGAACCCAGACCAACUCCAAUAUAUACCUCAGAUUUCAGCAGCAUAUCCCCUUCCUCAUCUUCUGAGAAAAUCACUACUUAUGAGUCAUCAUCCAAAUUGCAAACAACUAUGUUGACUGAAAAAACUUCUGAAAGUGAAAGUUCCCCUGCUUCUCUAACAACUGAACAGUCUACUGAAUUACAUUCUAUCCCAUCUGAGACUACCUCAAACGAACCAUCUGAUUUUUCACGCCUAACGUCACCAAAGGAAACAAUAAUGGAAACAUUGAGUACAGAUAUGAUUUCAGCUUCAGAAGCAACAAGCAGGUCUGAGCUAUCGACCUCUGAAUAUCAAACAACCUUCGAUAUUACAUCUACAAAACCAUUUACCACAUUAUCUACAUUUACAUCAGAACCCAGCAUGUCUUUAGCCUCAUCUACUGACACCUCCAGUACCUCUACUAUUGUAUCCACAUUGGAACCCAGACCAACUCCAAUAUAUACCUCAGAUUUCAGCAGCAUAUCCCCUUCCUCAUCUUCUGAGAAAAUCACUACUUAUGAGUCAUCAUCCAAAUUGCAAACAACUAUGUUGACUGAAAAAACUUCUGAAAGUGAAAGUUCCCCUGCUUCUCUAACAACUGAACAGUCUACUGAAUUACAUUCUAUCCCAUCUGAGACUACCUCAAACGAACCAUCUGAUGUUUCACAUUUAACAUCACCAAAGGGAACAAAAAUGGAAACAUUGAGUACAAAUAUGAUUUCACCUUCAGAAUCAACAAGCAGGUCUGGGCAAUCAACCUCUGAAUAUCAAACGACUUUUGACUUUACAUCUACAAAACCAAUGACUACAUUAUCUACAUUUUCAUCAGAACCCAGCAUGUCUUUAGUCUCAUCUACUGACGCUUCCAGUACCUCUACUACUGUAUCCACACUGGAACCCAGACCAACUCCCCUAUAUACAUCAGAUUUCAGCAGCAUAUCCCCUUCCUCAUCUUCUGAGAAAAUCACUACUUUCGAGUCAUCAUCCAAAUUGCAAACAACUAUGUUGACUGAAAAAACUUCUGAAAGUGAAAGUUCCCCUGCUUCUCUAACAACUGAACAGUCUACUGAAUUACAUUCUAUCCCAUCUGAGACUACCUCAAACGAACCAUCUGAUGUUUCACGUCUAACGUCGCCAAAGGAAACAAUAAUGGAAACAUUAAGUACAGAUAUGAUUUCAGCUUCAGAAGCAACAAGCAGGUCUGAGCUAUCGACCUCUGAAUAUCAAACAACCUUCGAUAUUACAUCUACAAAAACAUUUACCACAUUAUCUACAUUUACAUCAGAACCCAGUAUGUCUUUAGCCUCAUCAACUGACACCUCCAGUACCUCUACUACUAUAUCCACAUUGGAACCCAGACCAACUCCUAUAUAUACCUCAGAUUUCAGCAGCAUAUCCCCUUCCUCAUCUACUGAGAAAAUCACUACUUAUGAGUCAUCAUCCGAAAUGCAAACAACUAUGUUGACUGAAAAAACUUCUGAAAGUGAAAGUUCCCCUGCUUCUCUAACAACUGAACAGUCUACUGAAUUACAUUCUAUCCCAUCUGAGACUACCUCAAAUGAACCAUCUGAUUUUUCCCGUCAAACGUCGCCAAAGGAAACAAUAAUGGAAACAUUGAGUACAGAUAUGAUUUCAGCUUCAGAAGCAACAAGCAGGUCUGAGCUAUCGACCUCUGAAUAUCAAAAAACCUUUGACAUUACAUCUAUAAAACCGUUGACUACUUUAUCUAAAUUUACAUCAGAACCCAGCAUGUCGUUAGCCUCAUCUACUGACACCUCCAGUACCUCUACUAUUGUAUCCACAUUGGAACCCAGACCAACUCCCAUAUAUACCUCAGAUUUCAGCAGCAUAUCCCCUUCCUCAUCUUCUGAGAAAAUCACUACUUAUGAGUCAUCAUCCAAAUUGCAAACAACUAUGUUGACUGAAAAAACUUCUGAAAGUGAAAGUUCCCCUGCUUCUCUAACAACUGAACAGUCUACUGAAUUACAUUCUAUCCCAUCUGAGACUACCUCAAACGAACCAUCUGAUGUUUCACGUCUAACGUCGCCAAAGGAAACAAUAAUGGAAACAUUAAGUACAGAUAUGAUUUCAGCUUCAGAAGCAACAAGCAGGUCUGAGCUAUCGACCUCUGAAUAUCAAACAACCUUCGAUAUUACAUCUACAAAACCAUUUACCACAUUAUCUACAUUUACAUCAGAACCCAGCAUAUUUCAGCAGUAUAUCUCCUUCCUCAUCUACUGA
Messenger RNA from Rana temporaria (common frog), 8994 nucleotides. RefSeq names its product serine-rich adhesin for platelets-like. Gene Ontology annotation, molecular function: calcium ion binding. The coding region runs from base 1 to 8994 and encodes 2997 amino acids. The transcript has 5 exons. Lineage: Eukaryota; Metazoa; Chordata; Amphibia; Anura; Ranidae. The record is from RefSeq and is a predicted model, not a curated record.